ACUCCUGUGGCCCCCAGAUCUCUACUCUCCCCCUUUCCUUCUCCCGGGCUCUGCCGUCCCCUAGUCCUACUCGCAGGAGCCAUGGGUAGUUUCAGCAGCCUGGAGGGCAGUGCCCAGCUUGGGGUGCUCACCUCCUGGCCCCUCCUCCUCAGACAGGGGGUCCCCGGUUUUGCCCCCCCAGCAGGACCCCUGGAUCCAGCCCUAGGCUUCCCCCCAGCCCGGCCAGCCCAGCCCCCGCGGCGGGUGGCCGACUUCUCCAUCUGCUCUCUCCUGGCCCUGGGCAGCUCGGAGGGGCCGGGGGAAGGGGAGCGCGAGGAGGAGCUGGGUGAGGGGGCUGCGGCGUGGGGGUCGACCCCGCCGGGGUACGCCUGGAUCCACUGCUCCCGCUUCAAGCCGCCUCGUCUGGCAACAGAGGCGAAGCGGGGGGGCAGCUCCGGCCGGGCCUCCCGCAGCCCCCGCGUCCCGUUCUCCGCGGCCCAGAUCGGCGUCCUGGAGAGCAGCUACCGGCAGACACGCUACCUGAGCAGCGGGCAGGUGGGGGAGCUGUCGGCACUGCUGGGGCUCAGCGAGACCCAGGUGAAAAUCUGGUUCCAGAACCGGCGGGCACGGGAAAGGCGGGACUGCCUGAAGGAACAGCCAACCAGCAGCACUGCCCUGGAGGGGGCGGAGCCGGCCCAUUCUGCCCCCCUCAGGCGGGCGCCAAUGCCAGGGCGGGGCGGUGCCAAGACGCUGCCCCCUUGAGCCGCCGCAGCCUCAGGUGUCUGAUCACAACGGGGCCAUUUCUGGUGCAAAGAGGUCUGGAGUUGCCGUUUUGGGGGGCCCCUGGAUUGGGGGCGAUGGUCCCCCUAUGGGCUGUGCACCUCCUCCACCCUGUUGUUACAGGGCACCCAUCAAACUCCAGUCCCCCCCCACUCCGCAACUGCAAACCGGUCCCCCUCCCACCCCAAAUCUUCAGCCAGAAUUUGACUCCCCAGCCGGGAUGUGUACCCCAAACUCUGACUGCGCUCGGGGGGCGGGGGCAGGACUGACACCCGCAGACACAGGAGUCAUCCGGCCCGGCUGCUUGGUGCCUCCUGUGUGCAAUGAAUUGGGGGGGGCCUCAGCCUGGCCCCUUCCCCCAACUCUCUUUCAAAACCAGCCGCACAAUUAGCACUCCAGGCCAGGGCUUCCUGCUGGCCCACCCUGGGGCCCCUCUACCUUGGAGCGCCCCCUGCUGGGCCCCGUCCCCAGCACUGACCCGAACCUCCGUUCAAGGGCAAAGGAUGACUGUGCAGAACAUGGGAGGAGGGGAGGCAGGAUGUUUCCACCCCAGCCCGAUCCCUGCCUCUGAUCUUCAGCCUCCACCAAGUCUUCAGCCAGUGACAACGUUUUGGCUUGAGCUGAAGGGAUUCAGACUGAACAGGCGUUACCCUCCCCCGCCACCCACCCACCCGUAACUGUCCCGUGUCUGUGACACACAAGGAAUCAGAUUCUGAUCUCAGCCACCCCGGGGUCAAUCCGGAGUCACCCCGACUUGCAAUGGGGUCAGGACUGAAUUCAGAUUUCAACUCCCCCCAGAUCAAUCUAGAGUCACCCCGACUGCAAUGAGGACAGGGACGGAUUCAGAUCUCAGCCCCCCUGGGGUCGAUCCGGAGUCAUCCCCGACUGCAAUGGGGACAGGGCUGAAUUCAGAUCUCAGCCUCCCCCCACCGGGUCAAUCUGGAGUCAACCCAACUGCAAUGGGGACAGGGCAGGAGUCUGAUGUCAGAAAUAGCCAUGUAGAUCUGGGCUCAAUCCACUGAAGAAAAUGGAGUCACUCUGGUUUGACACAGAGACCAGAAUCCGUCUUUCUGCCAAAUCCAGCUCUGCUCUGGGGUGUGAUUGCCAAGGGGAGCCUGAUUGGGGAGGAGCUGCCCCCAAUCCUGGGAUAUCUGCUGGGGGGUUGUGCCCUGUGUCACGGGGGGACAAUAAACCCACUUUGAUCCCAGAACUGGGCUCUCAUGUGGUGGUUUCCUUGUGUCCCUGCUUGGGUCCAUCCGGGGGACUGGGGGCAGAGGGGAUAUUGCCAGGAGCGCUGCCAGCUUUUCUGCCGCCCUAGGCGGCGGAAGGUCCCGCCCCGAAAUGCCGCCCCCCCCCAGAGGUGGCGGAAGGUCCCACCGCCGAAAUACCGCCGCGGUCGCCGCCCCCCAAAUUGUAGCACCCUAGGCAACCACCUAGGUAGCCUAAUGGGUUGCACCGGCCCUGGGUGUUGCCUGGGGGGCCGGGGCAGUGUCUUGUGCUCCCCCCACCUCUGGCUGUGCCCCGUUAGGCAGGGCUGGCAUGGG
Messenger RNA from Malaclemys terrapin pileata, 2303 nucleotides. Its product is annotated as homeobox protein MSX-1-like. NCBI's taxonomy places the organism in Eukaryota, Metazoa, Chordata, Testudines, Emydidae. Gene Ontology annotation, biological process: embryonic morphogenesis; regulation of transcription by RNA polymerase II. Gene Ontology annotation, molecular function: DNA-binding transcription factor activity, RNA polymerase II-specific; RNA polymerase II transcription regulatory region sequence-specific DNA binding. The transcript is spliced from 3 exons. Gene Ontology annotation, cellular component: nucleus. Bases 82 to 741 code for a protein of 219 amino acids. The record is from RefSeq and is a predicted model, not a curated record.